AUGUCGAAUAUCUUAGGCCUCACGGAAACCCAUCUGACUCUCCCCUUCGCAGGCGACUUCUUAGUUCCAAUCCCGGACGAAGAACAACUCUGGGGCCUAAGCCCCAUCUCCCCAAUGACUCACUCAACAUGGGACCCCAGCAAGAUCGACUCAGCCUUCGCUCCUCACUCCGCCAUGGAGCGCGAUCUCAAAAACGCCCAAGUCCGUAAUGGCCAACCAACCCCUCCCCCCUACGACGAACAACAGCAAUCAACCGACCACCUACCACACUCCCUCUCAGCCCUAGACAUGACAUUGAGUAUGAGCAUGGACAGAAACGCAAGCGCGUGCGCCUCAAAGCGCCGCCGCGCCCGCGAAUACACGGCAGCGGCAGCAAGCCUAAGCCCAGAACUAGACCUAGACGACGGCGGACCAAUGGACAGCGCGAAGCGCGCAAAAUUCCUCGAGCGCAACCGUCUAGCCGCCAGCAAAUGCCGCCAAAAGAAGAAAGAACACACCCAGCAGCUGGAAUUCCAUUUCAAGCACCAAAGCGAGAAACAUUCAGCUCUCAUGACGGAAAUCGCUCGACUGCGCUCGGAGGUCUUAGGGCUGAAAAAUGAAGUCCUGAAACACUCCCAGUGCGGAGAUGAACCAAUCAAAAUGCAUCUUGCGCAGAUGCUGAAGAAAAUCACUGAUGUCGAUCGUCAGCCUUCGGCUACUACCACUGCUGCUGUUACUACUGCGGCGACAUUGCCGGACUCGCCUGUUGCCUUGCCGGGGAAUUCGUCUGUCUCUGUCUCGCCGCUUGAGCCGUCUGCUCCUGUUACUACUGCUGCAAUUGCGGCCGCUAUUGCGGUGCCGGUUUCUAUAGCACAGCCUGGGCAGGCGGCGUUGUCGUUCGGAUUUGAUGAUCCUUUGCAUUUGGAGCCUGCGGCUCAGGCUGCUGCGGAUGCUUUUGAGCAGCAGAUGCGGAGGGAUUCGGAGGCUUCGCUUGUUUCUGAGGCUUCUUUUGCUUUUUCCGCCGAGGAGAGCUUUGAUGAUUUGAUUAAUGUUAAUGGUUGA
Molecule: messenger RNA, 1041 nt
Organism: Penicillium antarcticum
Lineage: Eukaryota; Fungi; Ascomycota; Eurotiomycetes; Eurotiales; Aspergillaceae
Gene: atfB
Product: bZIP transcription factor atfB
Exons: 1
Coding region: 1-1041 (346 amino acids)
Biological process (GO): regulation of transcription by RNA polymerase II
Molecular function (GO): DNA-binding transcription factor activity, RNA polymerase II-specific; RNA polymerase II cis-regulatory region sequence-specific DNA binding
Source: RefSeq, a predicted model, not a curated record